GCUGCUCAGUGACCAAGCAAACCCGCAAGACAAAUUAAGUUGUGCAAAUCAAACACGGAAGAACACACAAAGCAUGGGAGACUUUCACAACUUAGAUCAGGACUUCUAUCAAUCUGGGUAUUAUACAGAAGGCCAAGAAGAGAUAUAUGGCUAUGAUCCAACCUACCUCAAUCCAGAGUAUGAUGAUGUUGACGGUAACGGCCCCUUACAAGAUGAGUAUACUACCCAAACUCUUUAUACUGGGCAAGUGUUUCAGCCUAGUGCACAACCUGAACAAACAGAAUAUACAGAUUCAUUUGAGCAAGAGCCGCCACUCUUGGAAGAGCUGGGCAUUAACUUUGACCAUAUCUGGCAGAAGACUCUGACUGUGUUAAAUCCACUGAAACCAGCGGAUGGCAGCAUAAUGAACGAGACCGACCUCACUGGCCCCAUUCUCUUCUGCAUUGGCCUUGGAGCCACACUUUUGAUGGCAGGGAAAGCACACUUUGGAUAUGUGUAUGGCAUCAGCGCUCUGGGAUGUGUUGGGAUGUACAUGCUGUUGAACGUGAUGAGUAGCUACAGCAUAUCCUGUGGAUCUGUGGCAAGCGUGCUUGGAUAUUGUCUCCUGCCUAUGGUAGUGCUCUCCACCGUUGCUGUGGUUUAUUCCCUUCAAGGACUUCUGGGCACAUUAUUGGCCUUGUUCGUGAUUGGCUGGUGCAGUCUGUCAGCCUCUAAGAUAUUCACUUCCACUCUUGAUAUGGGAGGACAGCAACUGCUGGUGGCGUAUCCCUGUGCUUUACUGUAUGGUGUCUUUGUUCUCCUUACUGUCUUCUGAUCGUUCAGUUAAAAUUUUUACCAUUCAUGCACAAUUACUACUUCAAGAUGAGUUCAUAUGCAGUUCAUAAGUAGUUUGUCCGUCAAAUUACUAACUUGGCAAAAAACUUGAACCUAGAUUAAAGACAUAUGUUUACAGCCAAGCAUUCACUUAAUGCAAAAUAUGCUAA
Messenger RNA from Triplophysa dalaica, 983 nucleotides. Its product is annotated as Protein YIPF5-like. The transcript is spliced from 6 exons. Lineage: Eukaryota; Metazoa; Chordata; Actinopteri; Cypriniformes; Nemacheilidae. The record is from RefSeq and is a predicted model, not a curated record. Bases 74 to 814 code for a protein of 246 amino acids. Gene Ontology annotation, biological process: endoplasmic reticulum to Golgi vesicle-mediated transport; vesicle fusion with Golgi apparatus. Gene Ontology annotation, cellular component: membrane; trans-Golgi network.